This is a messenger RNA of Oldenlandia corymbosa var. corymbosa, 453 nucleotides long. Lineage: Eukaryota; Viridiplantae; Streptophyta; Magnoliopsida; Gentianales; Rubiaceae. The record is from the annotation of a GenBank genome assembly.
AUGAAGUGUAAUAAAGAUGUCAAUAAGACUAUCGAAGCUGAAGAAUAUCCAGUACCAUCUGCACUUAACGAAACAAAGAAUCCCACUCCUUCCAUCGAUGAAAUCAUAAGAAGGGCCAGUGCACCAGCUUCAAAAUCAUUAAGUGAUACCAGAAAACUAGAGAUGAUUGCCGCUUCUGCAAAACAAGUUGAGAAGAACUCAAAGGUGGUUGAAGCAGUCCCUAUAAGCAUAAUUCCACCCGAUUGGAAUAUUGCUUCUACCACGGGUGGUCUACUGAUGCUGGAGAAAAAUAAGUGUACCACGCCACCACCUGCAAUCUCAAAGGAAGCUGAUGAGCUUGAUGAAGAGUUAACAAAGACAGUGGAAAAGAUCCUCAAUGAAAAACCUAAGAGGAGAAAUCCAGCAAGAGUCCGCCGGUUGCUUGAACAUUUCAGUUCGCCAUUCAUGCUCUAG